GUUUAUUAUAAGUGAAAGGCUACUUAAAAAUAUGAGGAGACUCUUUUCAAAGUGAGUAACUAAGUAAGAGUACUUUCUCUAGUUUGCAAACGUUUGUCGAACCGUUAACACUUAGAAACAGGAAAUCGAUCAACUUAUGGAAGAGGCAGUGAAUCCGAAUCCACCUAAGGAGGAAUUUAAAUACGAGCUGAGACAAUGGAUUACGGCUUCUGGUGCAAUUGUGGCAGCCAUUUUGGCAGGCGUAACGGGAGGAUUUAGUGCUAUUCUGAUUCCUCAACUCGAAUUCAAUUCAACCAUCACGGAGUACAAUACGAGUUUCGUGAAUAAUUUCCCCAACAUUACAAUUCAAACAACAAGUCAAAAAUCAUGGCUCGGUUUUUCCGGUGCACUUUUAUUAGCACCCGGUUGUUGGUUAUCGGGAUUUAUGAUUGAAAAAUUAGGACGAAGAAUGACCCAUUUAGUGAGCACACCACUUUAUUUUCUCUCCUGGGUGACAAUCACAAUUAGUUCGAGUUUCACUAUUCUGGUUAUUGGAAGAGUUUUCAGUGGUCUAUUCAUGGGACUAUUGGCUCCGGCAAGUCCAGUGUACAUUGCCGAGACGACGAAUCCACGAUUGAGAGGAAUCCUCCUAGGAUGUAUUAGUGUUGCAGCUUGUAGUGGUAAUUUAUUGGCUCAUGCAACAGGAACUUGGUUACAUUGGAGGUUAGCGAGUUUGUGGUGUGGUUCACUUAAUAUUAUUUGCUUUAUUAUUUGCUUCCUCUCACCUGAGAGUCCCACGUGGUUUUUGAAGAGGGGAAAAAUUGAAAAUGCUGCGAGAAGUUGGAAAUAUCUGAGGGGAUCUAAUUGUAUGAAGGAAUUUGAACUGUUGAAAAUUGCUCAUGCACCGAAUUUUUUGGAGAAAAAAAAUGUGCAAAGGUUUGAUUGGAGUUCAAAAUCGUUUUUAAAACCUUUGGGAAUUGUGUGUUUGGUGUUUUUUACUGCGCAGUGUAGUGGGGUGAAUGCAAUUACUUUUUAUAGUGUUGAUAUAUUUAGACAAGUGGCUAAUCCGGAAGGUGCUUUUAUGUGGACUUUGCUGACAGAUGUUGUUAAAAUUCUAGUGGCUUGUUUAACAUGUUGGCUUAUUAAGAGGGUUUCGAAUAGAGGUCUGGCAUUAAUUUCAGGUUCGGGCACGGCAAUUGUACUUUUUGCGCUCACAAUUGUGAAGUAUUAUGAUGUUGGUAAUCCGUGGACACCUGUAAUUUUGUUAAUUGUGUACAAUAUUACGUCCUUUAUUGGCUUGGUACCACUUUCCUGGAUGCUGUGUGGCGAACUAUUUCCUAUGAACUGCAAAGGUUUGGGUACGGGUUUAACUACUGGUUUUGGAUUUUUGUGUCUGUUUUUGGUAGUAUUGGCGACGCCUUACAUGUUUGAGUACUUUUUGGCGUAUGGAACUUUUUUUAUUUUCGGUUGCGUUGCCGCAGUAGGAACGUCAAUGUUGUUUUUCUUUUUGCCGGAAACUAGAGGAAAAACACUUUUAGAGAUUGAACGCUCGUUUGACAAGUGUGAUUCGAAACUGAAAAAUGGAUAUAAAGCGAGUGUACUUUAAGUUUUUAAAAAUUUAUAGAUUGUGAUAUAGAAACUGUUACAAAAUGAAAUGUAUAUAAUAUGUGAUGAUACAAAAUGUGUAAAAAAUAUUACAAGAAACCCAAAGAAUAUUAAAUAAAUACUAAUUUUAUUUAAGGCUGUAAGAGAUGUAAAACAUUAUUUGUAGCAUCAAGAAAUAAAUUCUAUUUUAUUCUACUAA
Messenger RNA from Leptopilina heterotoma, 1783 nucleotides. Its product is annotated as facilitated trehalose transporter Tret1-like. Gene Ontology annotation, biological process: transmembrane transport. Bases 137 to 1585 code for a protein of 482 amino acids. The record is from RefSeq and is a predicted model, not a curated record. The transcript is spliced from 2 exons. Lineage: Eukaryota; Metazoa; Arthropoda; Insecta; Hymenoptera; Figitidae. Gene Ontology annotation, cellular component: membrane. Gene Ontology annotation, molecular function: transmembrane transporter activity.